Malaclemys terrapin pileata is the source of this 1774-nucleotide messenger RNA. Its product is annotated as zinc finger protein 501-like. The record is from RefSeq and is a predicted model, not a curated record. The transcript is spliced from 5 exons. Gene Ontology annotation, biological process: central nervous system development; regulation of transcription by RNA polymerase II. Gene Ontology annotation, cellular component: nucleus. Gene Ontology annotation, molecular function: RNA polymerase II cis-regulatory region sequence-specific DNA binding; DNA-binding transcription factor activity, RNA polymerase II-specific. Lineage: Eukaryota; Metazoa; Chordata; Testudines; Emydidae. Bases 194 to 1606 code for a protein of 470 amino acids.
GCGACUCGCAGCCGCUGCGGUGACUCCGGGUCCCGGCUCGAUCCCCGAGCCCGGCGGCUGCUGCGGGAGCCCGGAGCCCGGGCAGCAGCCGGGAGCGGGGAGUCUCCGGCCGGGCCCUUCCCGCUGCUCCCCGGGAGCCGCCCCCAGGCAGAGCCCCCGGCCCGGCCGCGCUCGGGGGGAAGGUUGCAGAAUAAUGACCCCAGAUCACUCCAGAUCAUCCCAUUUUCCUAGGGGCUGGGGCAGGGAAAUGGCUGUGGUGGAUCCAACUCAGAUGCCAGUGAGCUUCGAGGAGGUGGCUGUGUAUUUCACCGCGGGGCAGGGGGCUCUGCUGGACCCCGCUCAGAGAGCCCUCUACAGGGACGUCAUGCAGGAGAACUAUGAGACUGUGACCUCGCUGGGACUCCCCAUUCCCAAACCUGCCCUGAUCGCCUGGCUGGAAGCAGGGGAAGAGCCGUGGGUCCCGGAUCUCCAGGACUCCGAGGAAAGGAAGAUCCCAAGAGGCACCCACAGAGGUGAUGAGACAAUGAAUGAGAACGAGGAGGGGAAUCCACAGCAGGAAGGUCCUGACCAAGUGGAACUGCAGGGGAGGUUUUUGAGAAGAGCUCAAGGGAAUUUUUCCCAGUACUGGGAACAGAGAAAAGCCUGGAAUCAUCGGCACAGGUCAGAGAGGAAGUUGGGAAACCGCCAAAGGAAGAAAGUGAAGGAAGUAAUUGAAUGUGGGGGAGGAGGCAAGGAUCCCCAGGAAACCACAGACCAGCAGACAAAUCCCAAGGAAAAGAAACCAUAUAAAUGCUUGGAAUGUGGGAAGAGCUUCAGUCGGCGCUCAGAUCUUAUUAAACAUGGUAGAAUCCAUUCCGGAGAGAGACCCUAUAAAUGCUUGGACUGUGGGAAAAGCUUCAAUCAGAGUUCAAAUCUUACUACCCAUCGGAGAGUGCACAUAGGAGAGAGACCCUAUAAAUGUUUCGAGUGUGGGAAAAGUUUCGGUGUACUAUCAACCCUUAUUAUACAUCAGAGAACUCACACAGGAGAGAAACCUUAUGAAUGUUUGGACUGUGGGAAAAGCUUUUAUGGGAGCUCAAAUCUUACUGCCCAUCAGAGAGUGCACAUAGGAGAGGGACCAUAUAAAUGUCUUGAGUGUGGGAAAAGCUUCAGUGCACCAUCAGUCCUCCUUAUACACCAGAGAACCCACACGGGAGAGAAACCUUAUAAAUGCUUGGAGUGUGGGAAAAGCUUCAGUCAGAGCUCAGGCCUUAUUAGCCAUGAAAGAAUCCAUACAGGAGAGAGACCAUAUAAAUGCUUGGACUGUGGGAAAAGCUUCAGUCACCGCUCAGGCCUUAGUAACCAUCGGAGAAUCCACACAGGAGAGAGACCAUAUAAAUGCUUGGACUGUGGGAAAAGCUUCAGUCGCCGCUCAGACCUUAGUAACCAUGGGAGAAUCCACACAGGAGAGAAACCCUAUAAAUGUUUGAUCUGUGGGAAAAGCUUCAAUCGGAGCUCAAAUCUUCAUACCCAUUGGAGAGUGCACACAGGAGAGAGUGGGAAAAGUUUUAGUGAGAGCUCAAAGAAUCAGGAGAGCAAUCAUGUAAGUGCCUCAGCUGUGGGGUAAGUUUCAUUCGAAGAUAAAACCUUGCUUCAUAUCAGACAAUUCACAUGAGAGAAACCCUAUAAGUGCUUGGAUGGUAGGAAAAGCUUCAAUAACUGCAGGAAAAAAGUCAGUCUGAGCUCACACAUUAUUUCACAUGUGAUAACUCACAGAAUAAAGACCUUGAAUGUG